AUGAAAGAUAGACAUUCCUGGACGGUUGAGGAAACAAGAGCACUCGUCGACAGCUUCGAUGCCUUGAGAGGCAAGGAUAUCCCUCUUACGGUAGCCUCUAUUUACACAGAGUUCAAGAACCUCAUGCCACAGAGCCUCCUCGCAAAGUCACAUAUCGCCAACAAGAUUACGACGUUGGCUAGACAGAAGAAAGUUUCUAAAAAAGAAUUGUUUCAUUCCUGGGAGGAGCAUCGUGAGCAAUUGCGAGAAGACUCCGAUAAUCGGAAACGUAAAAGACAUGAGUCGCAGGACGUCAACGAGUCAAACAACACCAACUCACCCACCCUGGAGCUGCGCCUAGGUAAAAGAAGAAGUACCACUAGGCAGCUAGAGUCGAAUUGUUCCGAGGAGCAAAGCGAAUCCGGCUUAUCUUCGACAGCGACCUUUGGCACACAAAAUUCCCCAGAUGACGAUACUCCAGACAGACAUUUGGACAAUAUGGAAGAGCAGAGUCCUGCGUCAGGCCGUAUCAACAUGCAAGUCGAGCCCUGGGAGGAAAAGCUUCUCUCAUAUAUCCGCGGGUAUCUUCACAACAACAUCCACGACCACCCUCCUGAUUACGAAUACAUCAGGGAUACUCUGGAGAAGGCACGCGAGGAGACAGAACAAGGCAUCAAAUGCUUUCUGCUGGCUCGGCCUCCAGCCAGGCUCACACCUUCGAGUAUGACUGACUCCGCCAAGGACCUGAGCUGCUUAUUACUCAGAGGAGGAGAAGGCAGGAGCUUGGAAAGCGGUCUGAAUACGUUAUACUCAGGCCCAGGAAUGACUGUCGAAUUACUCCUUCGUGUUUUCGCCGCCGCGGCGAUCUAUCGGUGGGUAUUCUUAUGGUCUGACGAACGUUGGGACGUGCCCAUGCCGUCUGAAAUGUGCAAACUAAUGGGAGUCUGCGAACAAUUGAAUCCGGAUUUUGUCGCAAAGAUCAAGCUUGAAAAUCGUCUCAAGCACCUCGAAUCCGUGGUCAAGCCGACCUUACCUGAACGAGCACAACACUGUCAAGCAAUGCUGUACGAAGUCUUCGACAGUCUUUGCGUCACAUUGGCAAAGGCCCAACGCGCUUCUCUCACUGCCGGUUCAUCAGAGUCUAGCACUGAUUAUAGCUUCUACUCACGACGUGAACAACAGGUCCGAUGGGAGGGAAUAAUGUAUAGUGUCUUCUUGGAUCUCCUUCAUCUCAAACUCAUAAUGCUGAAAAGCUCCAUGAGCUACCUGUGGAGGUUCCCCAAACAGGGCGACGGCUUCAAAGCUGAAUGGAUGAAGUCGGCGCACGAAGCAUCAAUCCCGGAAGGAAGCUUGGUGUAUAUUUGUCUCAGUCCAGCACUUUUCUGUGGUGGACGGACCUCAGAUGCACGCUCGACCCUCGUUGCUGCGGCAUUGGUGGUUGUGGAGGGAUUUGCGGUCUGA
Molecule: messenger RNA, 1440 nt
Organism: Exophiala xenobiotica
Lineage: Eukaryota; Fungi; Ascomycota; Eurotiomycetes; Chaetothyriales; Herpotrichiellaceae
Exons: 2
Coding region: 1-1440 (479 amino acids)
Source: RefSeq, a predicted model, not a curated record